AUGAGCUCAGACGAGGAGGUGAAGAGGGUCGUGAAGAAGGAGAAGGAGAAGAAGAAGAAAGAAAAGAAAGUCAAAAAGGACAAGAAGGAGGGAAAGAUUUCUAAAUCAAAGAUUGAGGCCGAAUCGAACUCGGACAACGAGGCCACCGACACACCAGCGAAGAAGCGCAAGCGCGAGGUCUUGCCUGACGAGAUCGUCGUCGAUGUCGCACUCCCCGAACCGGCCUCGAAGAAGGCUGCCCGUGCUGCGAAGAAGGCAAAGCUGAAUCCCAAGCCUGCUGCGACCGAGGCGUCUGGCGACGCAACAACAGACGGCGCCAACAGCGAGGCAAAGAAGACAAGCGAAGAGAAGCGCUCAGAGUUUGGCGUAUGGAUCGGCAACUUGCCCUGGUCUGCCACCAAGGACUCGCUGCGCAGUUUCAUCAUGGAGAACACGGAGAUCAAAACCGAGCAGAUCACCCGAGUGCACAUGCCUCCGUCUACAAAGCCUGUUCCCGCACAUUGGACCACUAAGCCCAACAACAAGGGCUUCGCAUACGUUGACUUCUCGACCGAGCUCGCCAUGUACGCGGCUAUCGCAAUGACCGAGACAAAGAUGGACGGCCGUGCUCUGCUCAUCAAGAACGCGAAGAGCUUCGAAGGCCGACCAGAUAAGCCCAAGGCAGAGGCCGAGGAGGCUGGCGGACGUGGGGCGAAGCCUGUUGGCAAGACCGGUGGUCACCCUCCAAACAAGCGUGUCUUCGUUGGCAAUCUGUCGUUCGACGUCGCCAAAGAAGAUCUUGAAGCCCACUACGCCCCUUGUGGAUCCAUUGAGAACAUACACAUGGCGACUUUCGAGGACUCGGGCAAGUGCAAGGGCUACGCCUGGGUCACAUUUGGAGAUGUUGAGGCUGCCACCUGCGCCGUCCAGGGCUUCGUCAUGAAGACUGAGGCUGACGUGAAAGCCAUGAAGAAGAAGAACGCAGACGGCUCCGAUGACGAAGAUACUGAGGUCAAGAACCCGACAAAGAGGAGAAAGUGGUUGUUGAACAAGCUGAACGGGCGCGAGAUGCGUUGCGAGUUUGCUGAGGAUUCCACAACACGAUACAACAAGCGCUAUGGCAAAGACAAGCCAGCAGCGCCCGUCGACGGCGUGAACCCUGACCGCUGGAAGAACUUUGGAGGUGACAAAGAGAGGCCAGGUGGACGACGAGAGCUGCGAGAGCCACGCGCGCCGCGUCCGCCCAAGAAUGGACCCAACAGCGUCCAGCCUGGUACGAAGAUCGAUCCCAGGUCCAUCAAGAGUGGUUCAGCGCACAUGAACGCUCAGAGAGCGAGUCAGGCCAUUGUCGAAGGAAAGGGCAAGAAGACCACGUUCGAGUAG
Molecule: messenger RNA, 1362 nt
Organism: Didymella exigua CBS 183.55
Lineage: Eukaryota; Fungi; Ascomycota; Dothideomycetes; Pleosporales; Didymellaceae
Exons: 1
Coding region: 1-1362 (453 amino acids)
Molecular function (GO): RNA binding
Source: RefSeq, a predicted model, not a curated record